This is a messenger RNA of Protopterus annectens (West African lungfish), 11460 nucleotides long. It is a transcript of the gene KCTD13, whose product is annotated as potassium channel tetramerization domain containing 13. Gene Ontology annotation, biological process: protein ubiquitination; negative regulation of Rho protein signal transduction; protein homooligomerization. Gene Ontology annotation, molecular function: ubiquitin-protein transferase activity; protein binding. Bases 1224 to 2255 code for a protein of 343 amino acids. Lineage: Eukaryota; Metazoa; Chordata; Ceratodontiformes; Protopteridae. The record is from RefSeq and is a predicted model, not a curated record. Gene Ontology annotation, cellular component: Cul3-RING ubiquitin ligase complex. The transcript is spliced from 7 exons.
UUCUCAGGGAAGGACGGAAAACGUCUUAAGGUUUACUGCAUGUAUUAAUUAGGUCAGAUCCAGCACGUAAACUGCAGUGAUCAAACAGUGAUCGUGGAUAGGAUGAAACAAGGGCUUGGGGUGGGGGUCCCAGGUGAACGGUGGAUUCGGGGUACAGUAACAGGAGAGACUACGUGGCGUUAUAAAAGGCACAUUUGAGACUGACAACAGGCCAAUAUUAACACCAGAAGGAACAAAGAGCAUCAGAUUUUCCCGUUUCAGUGAUACCUGUCAUCUUUAAAAGUCAAGAGGACAAUUUCAGUAGCAUUGUUCUUCGCUGCAUCUGAAAGAUAAGACCACUACACAGCAUUUUGGCUUCAGCAACAUGUCACAAAUGGGGCGAGUUUAAAUUUGCUUUCUUUAUUUUUCCUGUCAAUAUUUCAUCACUGACCAUUUUUGAUUCACACUGGCACUUUUUUCACAUGUAGAGAAUACUUAGUUGGAUUCAGAAAUUGGAAAGGUGGGAGGGAGGGAGGGGGAACCCAGGGAAUCCUAUGACACAUUUAAAACGUGUAUUUUAUAAUUUAAGCUGAAAACAAAGCAACUGGGACGCAGGUGGAGGGUAAAAACGUGAAAAGGUGGUAAAACCACUGCUGACAGAAGGAAUAUCAGAGCAAUAUUAUUUUCCAAAAUUGUUUUCUUGAUUGCCAGUCAUAUUACAAACAUUGUCCACAUUAACCUGAGAAAGUAGCCUUUUUUGAAAAGGGGAUGUAUAGGUUUUUAUUUUAACUGUUCCUUUCAAGAGAGUAAUUCUUCUGCAGUUUAAGCACAUGCUUAAGUAAAAAAAAAAAAAAAAAAAAAAAACUUGUAUUUUUCCUGGUACUGACUUGCAUAACAACAUCCUUGUUUUAAUAUUCACUGUGUCAAACCAUUCAGUCAGAACAGCAGUUCCUUAAAGGGCACCUUGCAGCUGUGACCAUUUCUGUUUUGUGCUGUCUGUCUUGCUCAGCUUGUACAUACUGUGGAUAAAAGUUGUUGCCAUAACUUGUAAACUGAACAGUUUAAAACCACUUUUUACUGCAUCUGGCAGGAUUGAUUUGACUUCCUGUAGUGGGAAAUAAUACUUCAAAAAAACUUCUGUUUCUCUGAAGAUAUUUAGUUUUUUUGUAACAUAGGGCUUUUAUAGGCCUGCAUUUUGUUUUUGAGCCUUUUUGAACCUGGACCUCAAUUACCUGCAUUUCAGAAUGUCUGCUGAGGCCGCUGCCUCACAGGCUUCAUUGCUGGCACCAGAAGUUGGACCUGAUGGUGUAGCAGUAGUAACUGCUGUAGUGCCGGUAGCACCAGGGGCUGUGCCAGUACAGCAUCGUGUUGGUGCGGCUUUUGACCUCAAGCCUUUGAAUCCCAGCAGUAAAUAUGUAAAGCUGAAUGUUGGAGGGUCGCUCCAUUAUACCACUGUGCAGACGUUGACAAAGCAAGAUACAAUGCUGAAGGCCAUGUUCAGUGGAAGGAUGGAAGUCUUGACUGACAGUGAAGGUUGGAUUUUGAUUGACCGGAGUGGAAAGCAUUUUGGAAUGAUCCUUAACUAUUUGAGGGAUGGUGCUAUCCCACUUCCUGAGAUCCAACGCGAGCUGGAAGAGCUGUUGGCUGAAGCAAGGUACUACCUGAUCCAGGGAUUGGUAGAAGAGUGCCAGUUGGCUCUGCAGCAGAAGAAUGAAGGAUAUGACCCGGUUUGUAGAAUUCCGAUGAUCACCUCACCAAAGGAGGAACAGAUGAUCAUCUCUUCCAGCAACAAGCCUGUGGUGAAGUUGUUACAUAACAGAAGCAACAAUAAGUACUCCUACACUAGUAACUCCGAUGAUAAUUUGCUGAAGAACAUUGAGCUGUUUGAUAAACUAGCCCUGCGCUUCAAUGGACGAGUCAUCUUCCUGAAGGAUGUCCUGGGGGAUGAAAUUUGCUGCUGGUCCUUCUAUGGCCAGGGUCGUAAGAUAGCAGAGGUUUGCUGCACUUCAAUAGUUUAUGCCACAGAGAAGAAACAGACUAAGGUUGAAUUUCCAGAAGCACGCAUCUUUGAGGAGACGUUGAAUAUCCUGAUGUUUGAGGCUCCACGAGUAUUGGACAAAGCUCUACUUGAUACCACUGGGAGUGGGGCAGCAAGCUGCCCACUGCAUGCUGAUGACGAAGAUGGGCGGGAAAGGCGAGUGCGUCGGAUUCAUGUGCGUCGCCACAUUGUACACGAUGAAAGACCUAAUGGCCAUCAGGCUGUUUUUAAAGAUUGAGAACAGUUUACAACACUAGCAUUAGAAUGAAAAAUUAAUUAAUGUCUUAAAAUAUGAAAGAGACUAAAGUUCUCACAGUGAAUGAAAAUGACUAAUUAUCCUAUUUCUUUUUUUUUUUUUUGGCCAGGCUUUUACCUUAAAGGGAAGGAGUGUUUGCUUCAUGCAGACUUGCUGUUUUUCAUUUCUGGGAAGGUCUUUAAUGGUUUACAGAAUAUUGGGAAUACCUGCAUGACUUCCUGUCCCUCAGGUUGCAUUACCUUCCUCUAAUUUUAUGUUUCUUGUCUGGGUUGUGUACCCCCCAACACAAUCUUUGCUAAAGACUAGCUGAAGACAUAUGAUACAGGUGACUUAACAAGGAUUAGACUAAUUCAGGAUCCUUUGUCAUAGGGAAAAUCCAGAUUCCCCAGCUAGCUUUUCCCUGCAUUAACCUGUCAUACUGAACAUUGAGGUUUUCUAACUAGUAAGGAGACUUUGAGUGCCCCAAGUUUUCCUGAGUAGGAGUUUGUAAUGUGCUUUGCACAGGAUACGAUGGGAUGCACUGAAAUGAUUCUUGAGUGGAAUUGUAUGAUGCACUAAUUUCUAGACCGUUUUGGGAUGCUGUUUCAUUAUGAUGUUUACAGAAAAAAUACAUAAUUCGGUACAAACAAACUGUUUAAUGUCAUGCUUUACAUUAAUUAGCAGUUUACAUUCUCUGCCAUUGGUAAAUACAUAUUUUAGUCUUGCAUUCUACUUUACUGGGACCCAUUCAAGUGCUUAUUUGUGCUCACCUUAUCUAAAUAGGUUUGCUCCUAGCUGAAGCACAUAUUAGGAGUAUGCAUAGUAUUCAGAACUUGAUCUCUGUAUCAUAGUUUUAUGUCCCUUGUCUCUUUUCUAAAGCAUCCCUUGUCCUUCCAUUCAUACUUUGUGAGCUGUUUCUCUGCCAAAGCACCCACAACAGCAGCUGUGAGCUUAAAACCACCUAAACUCAGUGCUACUACCAAGCAUUAUAGCAGGGGUCUCCGCCAGUAAAGUGAUAUUAGUGAUGUGAAAAACCAAAGAAAACCAGGGCAGGGGAAGUCUGUCUGAUACCUGCUUGCAUUGGCUCUCAAGUUAAAUAAGAUGUUAAUCCUUUGUUGGUGUCUAGGGGGCAGUAACAGUACCCAACAGGCAGCUGUGAUUGCAUGUAUUCAUUAGUUUUCCCACUACACUGAAUGCUACUUAAAUGUGUGUCUGGAAUCCACCCAGGAAUAAAACUGUGAAGCAGGGAGAAAAUACAAAGUGGUGGGUUUUUUAAACCAACCUUGUUACAAUUGUUUGAUUAUAUUACUGCAGAUUUUGUUUUGUGCUUCUGUGUAUCUGAGAAAUAUUUUAAAAGGUUUGCUGUCGGCCAUUUCUCCCGAAUAGCUCAUUUCUUUUAGAAUUUGGUCAUUUCAUGUUGUGUGUGGGAAAAACAUUAGGGGGGUAGUAUUGCUAGCAGUCUAACUGGUAGUUGAGUUUUUCAGUACUUUGUAUACUUUACGGUUGUCGAUAUGUAUGUGUAAUGUUUUCUUUUUUUCCCAUUCUGUCCAUUUCAUUGGAGUUUCAGGUCUUUAUCAGGAAUUAUUUGUUUAUUUUUCUGCAUUAGUUAAGCCUAGUGGCAGCUAAAAAAGUACACAAAGUUUAGAAUAUGGAAAACGUUUUAUUUAAUAGCAUUUUUUUUUUCUUUUGGGGUGUAAUCUAAUUUUCAGAAGAAGCAAAAUUACAAGCAGAAUGCAGGCAACAGUAUGGCUUCAAAUGUACAUAAGUAUAUGGAUUUCUCCAUAAUGGUUGACAAAUGUAUAACUGACAGCUGUUCUGUUGAGUCUGUUUGGUUGACAAAUUAGCUGAUCGAAUGUGCCUGUGCAACCUAAAUGGAGUUUGCAUGUUUUUUUAGUAUCUGCUUGGGUUUUCUCUGGGUACUUUUGUUUUGUCCACAUUUUGAAAAUGUAUUGCAUGUAGGUUUGGCCUUAUUCUGCAGGUUAUGGGUGAAAAAAGUGUUUGAAGGAGCAGCUCAUUAUUUAAAAAAAAGUACUUAGUGGAGUGCUACUUUUUCUGCUAGGCUCUUCCAGUCCACUGCCUUUUGUAGUUCAAAGUAUUGCAGCUCCGUUUCUUACUACAUCUGUUGCUUUGUUAGCAGUGACCCCCCCAGUGCGAUGUGUGUGCCAUCCACAUGCCUUCAGGAGUAUGUAGUAUAUUCUCCUGCAGUUCCAGUCACUCGUUUCUGCAGAAAUUGUUAAUUUUUUGAGUCCUGGUCCUUACUAGGAUUUUUUUGGGAAGGGGGGAAUAAUGGUGGUGGUGUUUACAUCUUUCAUGGUGCAAGCUGUUAGCUGCAAUUCUUAAUUCUUUUUCAUGUUUUUAUUUUUGAAGAGAAACUUUUUUUUUGCACAUUUUCCCAAUAUUGUGCAUCUUUGCUUGUUUGACAAAAUGCUCAGCUUAUCCCACUCCUAUUGCCUGAUCUUCACCACUACUGGCUUUAAUUAUCUUGGAGCAUGUCAUGCCUGGCAUGGCUUGUCAGUUCCUCAUGUGAUAGCAAGUGCAGUUCAGUGGAGCCUGGGCAUGCUCAUUGUCCAUUUUGUUUUUUGUUUAUUUUUGUUGCAUUUACUUCAUAGUGGCCAUCUACUGUGUAAUGUGAGGAUCUCUUUAACAACAGACAUCAUUUGGUUGGUGAGGGUGGUUGACCGUUUUUUUCUCCCUUUACCACUGCUGUACCUAGAAAUUGCUGGCAUUUGGAAGUGUUGUCAGCCACCUAGAUAGUUUUUGCCUUUGUAAGGCAGUCAGCCGUGUGAUGUAUGGAUUUACCUGUUUUUCACAGUGUACGAAGGAUAUUAUUUUUUAGUCUGUGCCAUGUUGAACCUGCAUAGAAUUGCUUCACAGAGUCGUUAACUCAAACACUCUGUUAUGUAAGUUUCUGUUGAAGAAUGUGCUUUUAUGUACAUACCUCGAGUUGUAUUUUCCUGGCUUUAGAACAAAAUAUUUUGUUACCAUCUUUUUUUGUUUAUAGUCUCACAGAACCUUAGGGUUGUCUUUGUGAUGUAAAGUCAUUUUGAGUGAUGCUGUUGUGGUAAGGUCUUUAGAAACUCUCUACUUGCAAAGAGCAUUUGAUUUUAAAUUGUGGCUUUUGGUAUUUCUGUUUUAGCACAUAAAAAACUUUCUAAGUAACACAACAAUGCACAGUUAACACUUGGAGCCCUUAAGCGAUCAGCAGGCAGUUCAGGAAUGUCAUACAAGAAUAAAAAAAAUACUUGAAAUUAAUGGUCUUGUUUUAUAAAAUGGGUAAUACAUACCCUGUUGUGUGAAAGGUUAUAGGUUCAUAGGCAGAUACCAGGCUAUCAGGCUGCAGACUAUUACAAGCCUAACCAAUAACUAGAGGUCAGAAUCAACCCCCCCGUACUUUGUAUCUCAAAGGUAAAGACCUUAACCAUUAUGACAGCCUCUCCCUCCUAGCAGCUUUAAGUAUUUUUUCUUAUACAGAGUUCACAUAUUUAUACCUUUUUCUGCUUUUACUUUGGUAUUAACUGCAUGUCCAGUGUGUGCUUGAUAAAAUGCUGUAGUUUUUUUGUACCUGUGCACCACUUUCCCCUUACACCCUGCUUCAUUUGUACUUCUGUUAUCACCAUGUGGCAGUAUAGCACUCAGACAAGAUGCUCAUCUUCCAUGUAGGUGUUAAAUAAUCUGGGAAAUGCACCGCUACCAGUUGUCAGUCCCUGUGUUGUCUCACAUCUUUUUCUGAAUUUGGAGUGGAAUGUGAUGGCUGGUAAAGUGUGAUGUGUGUCAGUGCCAUGAACUGUCAGUAACCCAAAAUAACCUGGGAAAUUCACAGCCAACAGAUGCCAGUCCCUGUGCUGUCCCAAGUCUUUUUCUGAAAAUGGAGUGGAAUGUGAUGGGUGGUAAAGUGUGAUGUGUAUUAGCCCCAUGCAGUGUCAGUGACCCCUGUGAGUUUCUUGCAGUGGAGUAACUGGUAGCACUGCAGCUGGUCUCAGGUUUGAUUAAUGUUACAAUGGGCUGCUUUUCUCUAGAGCAGAAUUUGUUCUGUUUGGGGGGGGGGUCUUCCUCCCCUCCAGACUAAUAUAACAGAUUCUGUUUUUAUAAAUAACAUUCAUUUUUUCAGUAGAUUGAGUAUUUGAAUUGUCUUUUAACUCCAGAUGUGUGUGGGACAACAGAACCAGACUGUGUCAAGUUCAUUCCACUCUGGCACCCUUAUGUGUAAGAAGUUACCAUUGCUAUCUUUUUUUGUGCAUUUCAUGUAUUACCAGAAAAUAUUUUACAUGUUUUUGGUUACUGCCUGGUAGCAUCUGCCAGUCAAAUUGUAGGUGAAAAUUUGUUUUACCAGAAAGAUUAAUGCUGUUAUUCAGACCCCUGAAAGUGUUCUUCAGUCUUUGCUUUUCCCAAAGGUUUUCUAGUACUGUUAUGUUAUGUAACCAUUACACAUGAUUGUUUGGAGUAGUGGGAUUCCUGCAUGCUUCUUGCUUGAUGUUUUAUGAAAUUACUAUGCUGUAAUUUGCUAAUUCAAAUAUUUAUAGCUUUUAGCUGUUAAUUUAGGUACAAGGCAUUUACAUAUUGAAGCAAAUGGUUUUUGCAGGUGAAGUAGUGAUCAUUGCAGGUGCAUUGUUUUUGGGGACGCCUUAUUUUCCUAGGAAGUGUGCUGCUGCAUAUGUGCUAAGGGCAGACUGUAUGAUUUCUAACUCCAGUAAAAUGCUACUUCAAUGCUUGUUCUUGCAUGGUGAGUCAGAGAAAUCCAGUUUAUUGCACAUUAGGACCUAACAGUCUUGCACAAAAAUUAUGUUAUAUUCUUGUAUGGUGGACGGAAUUGGUAGCAGUUUAAAUGCAGUCUGGAGAAGUAUGGGAUUUUGCUGCCCCCCUCCCCCACCCUUACACACACACUUGCAGACUAUAGGUCAGUAGUCAAAUGUAAAUGCCUGUAUGUGAGGUACGAUUGUUUUUAUUAUCAUUUAGUCACCCUGGUCACUACCUGGUAUUGGGCAGUUAUUUAAUACUGACUACUUCCAUUGUCAGUCAUUCACAACCCCAUUUUGCACACACUGAAAGUAACCUUCAUAUUGCUGUUUACUGCAGUGGUAUGUGGGCAUCCUUCUCCUUAGACAAAGAAUCUGUAUGUUUUACUUUCUGCUGUUCCUGUAGGCUCCUAUGUGCGGUAUGCGAAGCAGUGGCUGUCACAUGCUUUUAUAUAUGUUCAUUCUCGGGUACUUUGUGAAUGCAUUGAGCAAGCCUGCAUUCUGUAAAUAACAUAUAGCUUUCUUGGCAAUUUUACUUCACAUUUAUUUUGUUUUAUUUGCGUUUUGUUUUCCAGAGUAGUGCAGUGAUCUCCAUAGGCCUUUUUUAGACUCAGCCCAGGAUCAGUGUCUGGUUUAGUGACUUGCUCAGAGUCGCACUGUUAGGCAUUUGAGGCUGAGGGAAUCAAACCUUCCACCUCUGGUCCACAGGAAACAACUCGCUAACAGUUGUCUAAUCCUGUAAGCCAGGUGUCAGACAAACAUGACAAGCAUUAGGGAGCACCCGUCCCCUUCCCCUGAGAUGGAAAAUCAGUGAAAAGCUGCCUCAUCCCAUCCCCUACUUCUCUGUGGCUCUUUGGCCCUGGGGAAGUUAGUCAAAUUCAAUUGUCCAAUGGCAUACUCUGCAUGUCCUCCCCGCGGUUGAGUGGCCUCCGAAAGACAUGCGUGAAUGGGUGUGCCUUCGCUGAAGGUUGGGCGUCGGGCUGGCAACUCGGCACCAUAAAAAUCUACUGCCAAUCAUUAGCCGAUCGGAGUUCUGCUGUGGUGACCCCUAACCGGGAAAAAACAAAAAGAUAAACAAUGGCAUACUAGGACACAUGACCUUAAAACAGUGGAAAGGUGGUAGGACUUACUUUCUGUUGAAGGAGAUGGCUUGCAGUACUUCAUGUGUUUUUCUUAAUUGCUGUCACUGCCAGGGGCAGAAUUGUUUUAACUAAUGUGUGCGGCAUGAUAUAAUAGGCAGUGUCAAAACUUGCUGCAGGCAUCUGUACUGUGCCCUGAGUAACCUGAGACUAAGCAAAGAGAAUUAAUUUUAGUAUUGUGACUUGGGAGUAAUGCUACUUUAGUUAUAAGUUCUGUGGUAGCCAAACAGAGGAGUCGCGGGAGAUCCUCAUUUAACAGAUGUCUGGAGUGUAGGUGUAUAGACUGCAGGAAGGGGUACAGUUUAUACUCUGUCAAAAACAGAUGUAUCAUAGCAUUAUUAUUUUGUCUGUGACCAUUUUCUAAAUGAGGCCCCGUUGCAUGUUUCAAGCAGUUGUAUUCAUCACUGUUUACUGCAUUUGCCGAUUACUGCCUGUAGCUUUGAUUGUGAGUGUAUAGGGACCCUUGUCUCAGGUCACCUCACAUACUCAGUAGCUGAAGAACUGAAAUGUAAAUAAUUGGGGAUUAGGUGAACAGGCCUAAGUACAAGGCAGCGGCUUAGGUUAGCUGCACAGAUGGAGGAAAAAUAGCAUAUGAGAGGCACAUUGGACAUUUUGAGUAAAAACAUAGACAUGUAAAGCUGUUAAUUUGGGAGAUCCAGACAUUUUAUUUCUUACUUGAUAACUUUCUGCUGGGUACCUCAUUCUUUGUACAGUACAAGGGUAGAAAAUGUGCCCCAUGGAGGCUCUGACAAAGCAUAACUUUUAAGCUUCUUUCAUCCUUGUGGAAUUUGUUUCUGUUUUAUCAUCAUAAUUAUAAUCUGUAUACCAAACAUUGCUAUGCUUUCAUUCCUCCAAGUUUUAUGUUUCAAGUCAGGCAAAAGGCUGCUCAUUUCUGGGUAUACUUGUGUGUUGUGUGCCUGCCUAGAACUGUACUUUUAGUUUGAAUGUAUCACCUAGAAAUCUUCCUUCAGUGGGUUAAGAGAGAGAGAAUAGACUUAAAACCUCUCCAAGCAAGCUAUGAAUACCUAGAAUUCUAUUAUUGCACUUAUUGCUUCAUUGUGAUCCCUUAGUGUCAGAAUGUUAAGUAGCUUCACCCUGGCUGUCUCAUUUUGUGGCUAAGUCUAAAACUUGUUAACCUCCUCCACCUGUAUAUCAAAUAUGUUUGAGAUUAGGCCAGGGCUUGUAGUCAGAAUUACAGUGUGAUCUAGGGGAGUGUAUUCUGGCCAGGAAAAGUAUGUUAGUAUGACUUACAAGUAACUCGUAUUGUGUUUGCAAGAUAUUAAGUUCAUUUAGCAAACAUCACUCAUCCCAGUAGUACCAGGAAAAAGCCUUGGUGCCAAGUAAUACUGAUAUGUGUGUGUGAGAGGGUUCUGUAGUCCUACUGUUCUGUUCUUUCCUCCCCACAAUGAAGUGUACCCUAGUGGUCAUCAUGCAGAUGGCCAUGGGACUUGGUGGCAGAGAGUGCCCAUGCCCUGAGGAACCUUCUUACUAUUUGGAAAACACGUAGUGAAGGACCACGCUUAUUCUUUACAUAGUUGCUUUCUUGUGGAGAAGGAUCAUGCUUACUCAUUACCUAGUUCUACCCCCCCCUGCUGUAACCCUUCAGAAAACUGGUUUAUUGUGGUGAAAUAUCAUGCUUAUUUUUAGUUCUCCCACAUCAUGCUCUUUCAGGAAGCCGAUGUGUUGGGGUGAAUAAUCAUUUAAUAGCUAUGGCAAACUGAUCAACUCUGUUUUGCAUUUUCUCAGCUGUGAGUUUCUCUUCAUUCAAGAUAUAUCCAACUAAAGAUCCAAUCCUGCAGAGCCAUUAGAAGUGGUCUUUUACAUUCUUCUCUCUCUCUCUCUUUUCCUCAUUGGAAAUGACUGUGCUUUGUUGUUGAUCCCCCUUCGUCUUGCCAAAUUUCUGGGUGAACCAGAGUUUAGGAGUUGGCUUGCAUUUAGUGUCUGGUUCCUGAUUCGAAUUUCUUAAGAAGGGAAUCCCACUUAUCCCAUUGAGGUGAUUUUAAUGGACGCAAUUGUUAAAGACUUAAUAAAGUUUAAUAGGAAACAAAAUGCACGUACACUUUCAGUUCUGUUUUGUCAUCGUCUCCUAAAGUGGUCUGUGUCUUUCUGUUUGUUUCUGUUGCUGCUAGGUCCGUGCAUUUCAGUUCUGAGUAACAGUCUAAGGCAGAGGUGUGUUUAAAGGAGCACUUAUCUUCAGAUUUUAGAUUCAGCAUUGACUCCAGCCCUUUAUUUACCACUUUGAGAGUAGUCCUAUCUGAGCCUGUUUUUUUAGUGUUUACUUUGCUAUGUUUUGGGAAGUAUUUUAAAAGGAAUUAACAUUUUUCACCAUCAGGUCCCACAGUUACCCCUUGAAGUGAUUUGGUCACAUUUAGGAACUGUAAUGAGUUAGGAUUGUCACAUUCUGUAUUUGGACAUCUGUACUGUUUAUCAUGCAGAAAAUUGUUUGUGGGGCAUUUUUUUUUUUACCUGGUGCCCUAUGAGGAAUUUGAGACCCAAAAAUGUGAACAUCAAAACUAGCAAACUUUUAGGUGUGAUUCAUGAUAAGUAGCAGAGAACUGUGAAAGCUGUUCCUCUCAAUGAGCUGCACUGCUUACACCCCAAGAUCUCUGUACCUUGAAAAAAAGGGAGUUCAAGUUGCAACAGUUUUGGAUUUAAUUUCCAUUUCCUUGUAAUCGCACUUAAAUUAAAUGUUCUCAGUUUUGAGGCUUGCAGUUACUUUCUUUGAACUUAUGACAGGGAACCCUUCUUUCAUUCUUGGAGUUUCAACUUCCUUUCCAGAGACAUGACAUGGAUGGAGAUGAGAAUAAAAAAAAAUACUAAUUUGUGUACCCUGCACUACCCGUUAUUCCGUGAUCACCAGGAUGAAUGCUAGUAGGAAUAGAGGAAGACUGCCAUGAUAACUACGUUUGCACAGUGAAUUGUUUUGUUUACCCAGAAUGCCCCAUUACUAUUUUUUUAUUAGAUCCAUUUGUGACACAGUUUUGUGUGGCCAUGCAGGACAAUAAAAUAUGGACUCAAAUUAGUUAUUUUACAAAAUUGUCAUAAUCUUAAUAUUUAAAGCAUGGUUGGCAGUGAAUUGCAGUAUAGAAAAAAGGUGUCCUGAAGAAUGAGUGAAUCACUUCAAACCAGACAUAGGAUCCUUUUGUUUGCACUUGGGACAAGCAUGAUAAAGUAAAUGAUUUUAAAUUAGAAGGUACACAUUUUGUAAUCUUAUUAUUGUUUCUAUUUAUUUUCAGCUUUUUAAAUAAUGUGUCAGCUUUUUUCCUGUUUUGCUUCUGUAUUGCCUGACUUUAUAUGUUUGUAAUUUAUUACCAAUAAAUACAAUUUUUGGUAAUA